Molecule: messenger RNA, 1352 nt
Organism: Lampris incognitus (smalleye Pacific opah)
Lineage: Eukaryota; Metazoa; Chordata; Actinopteri; Lampriformes; Lampridae
Gene: samd14
Product: sterile alpha motif domain containing 14
Exons: 10
Coding region: 1-1272 (423 amino acids)
Biological process (GO): neuron projection development; actin filament organization; calcium-mediated signaling
Cellular component (GO): dendrite; postsynaptic density; actin cytoskeleton
Molecular function (GO): actin filament binding
Source: RefSeq, a predicted model, not a curated record
AUGUCUGCUACCCUGGAGGAUACUGAAAACGUGUUUGACCUUAACGAGGCCAUCCCAGAGACAGAGCUAUUGGACAACAGCAUCCAGAAGGGGCGUGCCCAGCUGUCUGUCAAGUCGAGAAGGCACCGCCCUUCCCGGUCCCGUUACCGUGAUAGUGUCAGUUCUACUGAGGGAGAUGACAGUUUGGAGAGAAAGUACCAAGACAAUCCAAUAAACUCAGCCCGUUCCCCGCUCCAUAUGACCACACGAGGUUCGUCCCCUUCUCCUGAUCCACUGCUCCCUUCAAGAAGUCCCGCCUUCUCGUUUGAUGCCUCCUUGGUGCGUCGCACGCUGGAUGAUGGAGGCACAUCGCUGGCUCCUCCUCCACGGGGGCGAUACCGCCAGCUUACCAAUACCACGUCACAGGAGGCCUUGGUCACACCUGCAAGCUCCCCUUCUAAGUCCUGUGGCUCCUCAGAAUGUUCCCCUGUUUACAUGAGGAGGAACAGGAGGCCUGAUAGUGAGGUGUUGGUUUCAGAUAACAGCCGUGACACCAGCCCAGCUGAUCCCGGCAGUCCCCCCGUCAUCUUUGACAAGAAGACCAAAAGACGUUUCUUAGACCUGGGGGUGACUCUAAGGCGUUCCUACGUCAGGGUCAGGAAGGACAAAUCCAACAGACUCUCUAUGGGUAGCAGGGAGCCGUCUGAGAGCCCUUCACGCUCCUCAGGCUCCUUUGUUCCAUUCUCCUGGUUCACCGAAGGCCGAGGCUCCGUCUCCUCCUCAGGGACUAACUCUUGCUCCCCCAAAGCACCCCCACUGGGCUCCACCAGUCCCCGCAAGUCCCAUUCCCAGGAGUCGGCAUUAAGUGAGGAGUUCUCCCCGAGGAGCCCCCCACACACCACCUCAUCUAUCUCCCCUGCGGCUGACUCCUCCUCACGCUCCUCACACCCCUACCACACACUGUCGCAGUCCUCCGAUGAGCCCUUCGAUGAACCGAUGUGUCUGGUGUCAUCUUGGACGACCCAGCAGGUCUGCCAGUGGCUGCGGGGUCUUAACAUGGAGCAGUACGUUCCUGAGUUCAGCGCCAGAGACAUCGAUGGACAGCAGCUACUGCAGAUGGAUGGCAGCAAGCUCAAGGGACUCGGGGUGGUCAACUCCUCAGACCGCGGCGCCCUGAAGCGUCGAAUUAAGGAUAUCCAUGCGGCGGCAGAGAAGGAACGCAAGGCCCUGGAUAAACUGGAGAAGCAAAAAGAGAAACAGCGCAGGAAAGACCAGGAACAGCGUAGGAACUAGGAGUCACCACUAGAGGGAGGCAAAGUACACUGAACAAAACAAGGACAAAACUCAAGCUAUAAAGACGCUGGAUAGAUGGA